Messenger RNA from Chironomus riparius, 2681 nucleotides. The record is from the annotation of a GenBank genome assembly. NCBI's taxonomy places the organism in Eukaryota, Metazoa, Arthropoda, Insecta, Diptera, Chironomidae.
CUUUUAAUGACAAAGAAGAAGUUGUUUGUGUGUCCAAAUGAACUAAAGUGAAAUAUUCUCAAUGUAUCAGUAGAAAUAAAGUAUCAUAUAUGAAUAAAAAUGUCAAGAAAAGAUAUUACAAUAAUUUCUUUGAUAGUUUAGUGAAGUGAGUGGCUCGAAGAUGCUUACAAGUAUCAUAAAAUAAAAAAAGUUCUUUCUUAUUCUCUUCUUUAUCGGCAUCGUUUAUCUGUCAUCAAAUAAAAAAGGGAUUACCAUACUGAAUAAGUUUUCUUUGCUCACUCAAAAUACAGAAAAAAGUGACAAACGAGCGAGAAUCUGAAGGAAGAUAAUAGGAGGAGAGAAGUUUCAUCCAUAAAAGAAUAUUGCUAUAUAGUGCCUAAACAAAUAAUGUCGCUUAAAAGAUAAACUAGAAGAAGCAAAUGAACUGAUAGAAUAGCAACAAACGAACAAGGAACCAUCACAUACAUACGUACAAGAAAAAAAGAGCUGAUUUAUUUACAGUCACUAAAGAAAAAAAAAUUGUAAAAGAUUUACGAUCCACAAGAAAUUUAUUGUUAUCACCCCAGCAGAGUAAAAAGAGCAAAAGUCAUAGUGAGCGUGUGAGACACCAACAAAAAAGCAUGGACGACAUGCAUCUCAAUCUAAGUUUAUUCGCAACGCCAUUAUAUGGCAUCAACAGUAACAGCAACAACUCACUAAACGAUGUCAUUGACUACGAUAUACUUGAUGGAACAAUUGAUGGCUAUUACUACAACUACAGUAAUCAACCCUGUCCGAGCUUCGCUCAGAAUCACACAUAUCUCAAUGUGUCGUGUGACACAACCCUCAAUUUUUCUGUCCCAUUGUUUGGUAUUAUCGCACCAUUUUUUAUUGUCAUUACUAUUAUAGCCAACUCAGCUAUCAUUGUUGUGUUGUCGAAAAAAAAUAUGCAAACACCUACAAACGCAGUUCUUUUAGGAAUGGCAAUAUGUGAUCUUUUGACAAUUCUUUUUCCUGCACCAGGCCUAAUAUACAUGUAUACACUGAGAAAUCAUGUAAAGCCUUUAGGACCGGCUAGCGUAUGCUACAUUUAUUAUUUUUUCAAUGAAACUGUUCCUUCGCUUUUUCAUACCGCAAGCAUUUGGUUAACAGUCGGUCUUGCCUUUCAACGGUAUAUUUACGUAUGCCACGCGCCUGUAGCACGAAUAUUUCUUACGAUGGAGAAAGUGAGACGAAGCAUCUUCUAUAUUGUUAUAGCGGCUGUUAUACAUCAAAGUACACGGUUCUUUGACACUGAAUUUAUAUCGAUAGAGAUGGUGUGGCAAGGCGAGAAAUACUAUGUGUGUCAUCAAACACAGGCGGAGUGGGUAGGGAGUAUUUUUGGUGAAGAUCUUUACUACACAAGCUACUACAUGUUUCGCGUAAUAUUUGUGCAUUUAUUGCCAUGCAUUUUAUUAAUUUUAUUAAAUAUACUUCUCUUCCGUGCUAUGCGAAUGGCUCAGAAAAAGCGUCAAAAGUUAUUUGAUAAAUGUUGUAAGAAAUCGAAACGAGCAAACGAUAAAAAUUGUACGACAUUUAUGCUUAUAAUUGUUGUAUCUGUGUUUCUUAUCGUGGAAAUACCUUUGGCAAUUAUAACAGUACUGCAUAUAAUUAGUUCACUAUUUAUCAACUUUUUAGACUAUCAAAUAGCUAAUUUAUGUAUAUUGUUUGCAAAUUUCUUCCUCAUCUUAUCAUAUCCUGUAAAUUUUGGCCUCUAUUGUGGUAUGAGUCGACAAUUUCGAGAAACAUUUAGAGAGAUUUUCUUCAAAAGAUCAUUAUCAGCAAAUGGAAAUAAUGUAACCACGAUAAUGGGUGGGGUUGGUAGCAGUAAGAAGCAUCAUGAGAUGUCGUCCCGCUAUUCCCUCGUAAACAUAAAUGGGCCUCGAACAAAUACAACGAAUGAAACUGUUCUAUAACUUUCCUUUCAGUUUUACAUUAAUAUGUUUGCCAUCACACCAUUCACUAUGUCACAAAUGUUCCAAAUACGCGCUUCAAUGCCAUUGUCUUUAGUGCUUAUGAAGUGAAAUUUACUUUUUUGUAUACAUAUUGUAUUAUUCUUCUUACAUAUAUCAUAAGAAGCUGUUAUUGAAACCAAGUCUGCGAGUCUAUGCAAGGAUAAUAUUCUAUGAGUUUGUUUAUAUCUUUGUGAAUGUGAAUAAACAGAAAUAAGGACUUUUUUCUCCUAUAAUUUCCAAUUCAAAUGUUAUUCUAGUUGUGUUGUAUCAUCUUGUGUAUAUCUUGCCAAUUUUAAUAUUCUGAAGAAUUAAAUAUGCAUACUUUUUGUUUAAUAGUUUUGAUAAUAGACAAGUUGUUUAUAUCCUUUCUACCUCUCAAAUCCCUGAGAUGUCACGAAUCCUAACAUAUAAACUUUUCUUCCUUAGAAAAAUUUAUAAUGAUCUGAAAGCUUUUAAGAACACUUGAUGCAUGUAGAAAAAAGAGACAAAAGUAAUAUUGCACUACCUAAAAGCUAAAUUAACAAGUGUAUUCGCGUAUAUACCAAAAUAAACAUUUUGAGUCAAUCUAUUCUUGUGAAGCAAGAUAGAUAAAUACGAAAGCAGAUUUUACAUGUUUUCCACUCUAUUCAUUUCAUUCCUAUGCAAGUUUACUAUUCCAUAAAAUGUCUAUAGAGCUAAAAACAUCAUUAUCAUCAUCGUCACUACACC